GGGGAGCCUUAUACAUGGGGAGGUGGAGACCCUCAUACAUGGGGAGGUGGAGACCCUCAUACAUGGGGAGGUGGAGACCCUCAUACAUGGGGAGCCUCAUACAUGGGGAGGUGGGGACCCUCAUACAUGGGGAGGUGGAGACCCUCAUACAUGGGGAGGUGGAGACCCUCAUACAUGGGGAGGUGGAGACCCUCAUACACGGGGAGGUGGGGAGCCUUGUACAUGGGGAGGUGGAGACCCUCUUACACAGGGAGGUGGAGACCCUCAUACAUGGGGAGGUGGAGACCCUCCUACACGGGGAGGUGGGGACCCUCAUACAUGGGGAGGUGGAGACCCUCAUACAUGGGGAGGUGGGGACCCUCAUACAUGGGGAGGUGGAGACCCUCAUACAUGGGGAGGUGGAGACCCUCAUACACGGGAAGGUGGGGAACCUCAUACAUGGGGAGGUGGAGACCCUCAUACAUGGGGAGGUGGAGACCCUCAUACAUGGGGAGCCUCAUACAUGGGGAGGUGGGGACCCUCAUACAUGGGGACCCUCAUACAUGGGGAGGUGGAGACCCUCAUACACGGGGAGGUGGAGACCCUCAUACAUGGGGAGGUGGAGACCCUCAUACACGGGGAGGUGGAGACCCUCAUACACGGGGAGGUGGAGACCCUCAUAUAUGGGGAGGUGGAGACCCUCAUAUAUGGGGAGGUGGAGACCCUCAUAUAUGGGGAGGUGGAGACCCUCAUACAUGGGGAGCUGGGGACCCUCAUACAUGGGGAGCCUCAUACAUGGGGAGGUGGAGACCCUCAUACAUGGGGAGGUGGAGACCCUCAUACACGGGGAGGUGGAGACCCUCAUACACGGGGAGGUGGAGACCCUCAUACACGGGGAGGUGGGGACCCUACACAUAGAGAAUACCACCUGCCAGGACUUGACCUGACAAACCAAGGGAAUUGUGGGGGUCCUCUGGGGAGGAGGCGCUUGGCCCGGUACCUGGAUGACUUGUACUGACACUACUGCAGUAUUAUUCUAUAGAAAUACCAAUCGGACAAACCCGGGACACAACACUACCUACCCACUGCCCACGGGGCUUCACUCUUAGGUCAGCUCUUCAAUAUUAUGUUCAGCCAGAGACUCCGACUUUCUCCUUUC
Molecule: messenger RNA, 1138 nt
Organism: Rana temporaria (common frog)
Lineage: Eukaryota; Metazoa; Chordata; Amphibia; Anura; Ranidae
Exons: 2
Coding region: 15-926 (303 amino acids)
Source: RefSeq, a predicted model, not a curated record